This is a messenger RNA of Octopus sinensis (East Asian common octopus), 1947 nucleotides long. Its product is annotated as protocadherin gamma-A1-like. Gene Ontology annotation, molecular function: calcium ion binding. Gene Ontology annotation, cellular component: plasma membrane. NCBI's taxonomy places the organism in Eukaryota, Metazoa, Mollusca, Cephalopoda, Octopoda, Octopodidae. Gene Ontology annotation, biological process: homophilic cell-cell adhesion. The record is from RefSeq and is a predicted model, not a curated record. Bases 1 to 1947 code for a protein of 648 amino acids. The transcript is spliced from 3 exons.
AUGGUCGAGGUCGGCUGGGUCGAGGAUAUAGGGGAACUCCGCAAGUUGGACUACGCGGAAAAUACGCAGUCUCGAUUUACUAUUUAUGAAGAAAAACCUCCUGGAUCUUAUGUUGGACAAAUUUCUUUAAAUUAUCCCGACAAUCACCAUAUUCCUUAUCAACGAACAACUUAUUCCCUAAUGGAAAAAGCAGAAUUUUUCCCAUUUUCCAUAGAUAUGAACACUGGAAAAAUUUAUACCAAAACAAAAUUUGAUUAUGAAACUUUUUGUAAAUCAGGAUCAAACCUAUGUGUGAUUAAAUCAUUUGUUUUUGUUGAAUCUACGAAUGUUUCAAAAAUAGUUCCAAUUGAAUUGAUAAUCCAAGAUGUCAACGAAUACUCACCUGAUUUUGGAAUAAAAGAAGUUGAAAAAUCUAUUGUAGAAUGUUCCCCCAUUGGAUCUCGUGUCGUUCUCCCUUUAGCAGUCGAUUUGGAUGGAAGUUCUCAAUACUGUAUUAAUGACUACAAACUUCUCGCAGAUGAAAAUUUUCCUUUUAAAUUAAAAAUAACUCGAAGCCAAAGUCAGAUUUCAAGAAUUUAUCUUGAACUGUUCGAGCCUCUGAAUUUAAAUAAGUUCAAUAAAUAUUUUGGUUAUGUCAUUGCUCAGGAUGGCGGGAACAAAACAGGAAAAUUGAAAAUUAAGAUUUCAAUAUUUGAUUCAACCGAUGAGGAUUCUGACCAACACGCUAAAAUAACAUACAAAAUAUAUAAUGAACUGUUUUACAUUUCGGAAGCUGGCGAUAUUUUUACAACCUCCUUUUUGGACCACGAAACGCAUCCAGAUAUUGAGUUGAUUGUUUAUGCAUACGAUAUGAGUCAUGAUUUCCUAUCUGACUCAGUAAUGGUAAAGAUAAAGGUUUUAGACGUUAAUGAUAAUAAUCCUGUUUUCCCAUAUACCAAAAAUUAUUUUCAUUUAUCGGAAAAUAUGCCAGAUGGUACUUUUGUAGGAAAUGUGGUUGCAUUUGAUGUUGAUUCUUCUUGUGAUAUUUUGAAUUAUUAUAUUGAGCCAGCUGAUGUUCCAUUCAGAAUUGAUUCUCAUAAUGGAUUUAUUUAUUCAACUGAAAUUUUGGAUUCGGAAAAGAUUUCAAAAUAUCAAUUUAAAGUUGUCGCAACCGAUUGUGGACCAAAUAUUUUAAGUGCAAGUACCGAUGUUGUUAUUUUCAUUGACGACGUUGAAGACAAUCCAACAGUUCUUAAAAUUUAUGGAAAUGGAAACAACAUUAUACAUGAAUCAUUUAUUGCUGAUAUUUGCACAGAUAAAACAACAAUUGCGACUGCAAUUCUCGAAGACAAAGAUUUGUCUCAAAAGUUAUAUGCUACAUACACCCUAAGUACGGAUAGUCCCAUGUUCACUAUAAAUAAACACACUGGAAAGAUUAGGAUUGAAAAAAAAUUGAACAAGUACAACAAUUCGAUUUCUAAAAUAACGAUCUUUGCACAUGACCAGGGAAUUUUGUUUGAAAAAUCUUUUAAAGUAAUGAUUAAAAUAAAUGAAACAUGCUAUAAUAUUAACUGUGAGAACGAAACCAAUAAAAAUUUCAUAAAAGCUUAUCCGCAUUUAUAUGGAUGCCUGGGUGUUAUUUUUUGUGGAAUCAUUGUCAUUUUGAUAAUAUACAAUAAACGAAGAAACACAAUGAAAUUACUUCCAAAACAUAAACCACACGAUAAUCGAGAAAUUGCAUCAGAAUUUUCUCCAUUUCGCUGGUCUAAUCCAUCCCCGCUCUCCUACGAUUUUUUGAAAGAAAAUUCUAUAAUUCAAGACGAAUUAAACAGCAAUUAUUCAUUAGUUGACAACAUAAAAUUAAUUUCCCAUGACGAUUCGUGCAAAUUAUGUGAUUUGAUACGGCUGAAUUCAAAUUAUGUUUUUAUCAAUUGUCAUUGUAAUCAUGAAUCGAACUCUAAGCGUUGA